AGGAGCCCUGCGCCCUGUAUAGGCAGGAAAACAGCAGGGCCAUAACUUUCCGCUGAAGGGCUGAGCCCACCUAUCAGCGUGAUGUAUCCUGGCGCGAUUCCACAUGUCAACCAAUCGGCAGGACAGUAGCGUGUCUGAACCAGCCGAGCGCCCCUCCUCCCCGCUCUGUUAUGCGGCUAUCCUGGGCGCAGGGCGGCAGUGCGCGGCUGUUUCCUGCCCUGAUGCAUGGUGGUCGAACGGAGGAAUUGUUGGAAAAUUGUGUCGGAGGUAAAAACAUGCUGCUAGCCCAGAUAAACCGCGAUUCCCAAGGAAUGACCGAGUUCACGGGUGGAGGCGGGGACGGCGGACACGUCACUCUGUGUCUCACCGAGGCUGUGACAGAUGGAGAGAGCAUGGAUACCAUGGAGGGUGUCAGCCUACAAGCCGUGACGCUGGCAGACGGUUCCACAGCGUACAUCCAGCACAGCGCCAAAGAUGGUAAAUUAAUGGAAGGACAAGUCAUUCAGCUGGAGGACGGCUCUGCUGCCUACGUUCAACAUGUCUCUAAAAGUGAUAGUCUACGCCUGGAGGAUGGACAGGCGGUACAGCUGGAAGAUGGCACCACAGCCUACAUUCAUCAUUCUACAAAAGUCCACAGAUCAGAUAGUUAUGCAUCCAGUCCUCUUCUUCUGGCAGAUUCUUACGACCAGAGCUCGGUGCAGGCGGUGCAGCUGGAGGAUGGUACAACAGCAUACAUUCACCAUACAGUACAGGUUCCGCAGCAGGACACCAUCCUGGCGAUCCAGGCCGACGGCACCGUGGCCGGGCUGCACACUGGAGAAGCCACCAUUGACCCCGACACAAUCUCCGCUUUAGAGCAGUACGCUGCUAAGGUGUCGAUUGAAGGUGGGGAGAAUGUGGGCAGUAAUGCAAUGAUCAGCGAGCCCGAGCCAGAGAAGAAGAUGCAGAUUGUCUUGCAAGGGCAUGCGCCCCGGGUAACGGUGAAACCUCCGCAGACGAACGAGAAAGCGUUUCGGUGUGACUAUGAUGGUUGCGGGAAGCUUUACACUACGGCUCAUCAUCUCAAGGUGCAUGAAAGAUCUCACACUGGGGACCGGCCGUACCAGUGCGAACAUGGAGGCUGUGGAAAAGCUUUUGCAACAGGUUAUGGCCUUAAAAGCCAUGUACGGACGCACACCGGGGAGAAACCCUACAGGUGUACGGAGGAGAACUGCACAAAGUCUUUCAAGACAUCAGGAGACCUGCAGAAACACAUCAGAACUCAUACAGGAGAGCGGCCGUUUAAAUGUCCGUUUGAAGGCUGCGGAAGAUCGUUUACCACGUCCAACAUCCGGAAAGUCCACAUCCGCACUCACACCGGGGAGCGGCCGUACUACUGCUCAGAACCGGGCUGCGGUAGAGCGUUCGCCAGCGCAACCAAUUACAAGAACCAUGUUCGGAUACACACAGGUGAGAAGCCAUAUGUGUGUACGGUGCCGGGUUGCGAUAAACGUUUCACGGAAUAUUCCAGCUUGUACAAACACCAUGUGGUCCACACCCACUCCAAACCGUACAACUGUAAUCACUGCGGCAAAACCUAUAAACAGAUCUCCACGCUAGCCAUGCACAAGAGGACGGCACACAACGACACUGAGCCCAUCGAAGAGGAGCAGGAGAGCUUCUUCGUACCCCAGCCACCGGAGGAUGUCCUGAAAGGCUCACAGAUAGCGUAUGUGACAGGCAUGGAGACGGAGGACGGGUUACCGACAGCGGUGACCCAGUCCGGACAACAGCUGGCACUUAUAUCCCAGGACGGCACACAACACGUAGCGAUAGUUGCACAAGACUUAUCCGCAUUCCACGCAGCCUCCGCAGAAAUGGGUCAACAGCACCAUCUGAUCACCACGGAAACCAGGCCGGUCACCCUGCUGGCCACGUCAAAUGGCACACAGAUCGCGGUGCAGCUGGGCGAGCAGCAGUCCUUGGAGGAAGCCAUCCGUAUAGCUUCUCGGAUACAGCAGGGGGAAUCCCCUGGCAUGGACGAUUAACCUGUGAACACUUUUCCACCCACCCCUACAACCCUGCGUACUGUACCCACCUCGGUCCAAUCAAAGUCUUGUACAUGAGGAAUUCAUCAACCAAUACAGAUAUUUAAGCCUAGUAUUUUAUAUAUGGAUUUGUAAGAUAAUUAAUCUUUUCCAGGACUAUGAAUGAAGCCUGAUACAUUUCAGUACUGGCACUGCCUCUCCCUGCGGCCCCCUCUAUAUCAGGAUAAGUAUUCGGAGAUGACGCACCUUUGUCUGCCUCAGUAAGUCUCCGGCUCUCUGGACCUGUACUUUUUGUAAAUAGAGACUGUUAAUACUAAAAGUGUUAAUACUAUUUUAUCUUUGAGAAGAAUUAUGUACAAAAGCCCGUUUUGUGGAAUAUUAAAGGAAUUGAAUGUUUCCUGUUCCUGUAAUUUCUGUAUAUAUUUUGUGUAUGUCAUCAAAGAAAAUAUUGAAUUAUUUUGACAUUUUUGAGCAUGUCUGGGAAUCUCGGAGGACAGACAAGCGGAGGGCGCUGGGUAUAGCUUGUGGUCCGCGGCGGUCACUGUCCGGCCUAUAAUAUUAUCUCCUGACAAUACUCUUGUGACCUUUACAUGAUAAGGAUCCAAAUAAUCUCUUGGGAAGUCGUGUCCCAUCCGUCAUGCCUAGAUGUUACUCGGAUAACACACAGAUGAGAGGAUGCAGCCGUCUGAGAAUUUCAUCAAUAAUACCCCAUGCCUACGGGUGUUUGCCAGUUUCUCUAUUUAUGUUUUUGGGGGGGUUUGUUGCCCAGGUAAUUUGGUCAUGUUUUGGGCUGCGUCUGAGAUCUCAAACACAAACUUCAAUUUAUUUAUAGACACUGUUUUAUAUGUACAAUGAUGCAAUAAACUUUUGCUUUUUUUUUUUUUUA
This is a messenger RNA of Pseudophryne corroboree (corroboree frog), 2913 nucleotides long. It is a transcript of the gene ZNF143, whose product is annotated as zinc finger protein 143. Lineage: Eukaryota; Metazoa; Chordata; Amphibia; Anura; Myobatrachidae. Gene Ontology annotation, cellular component: nucleus. Gene Ontology annotation, biological process: regulation of transcription by RNA polymerase II. Bases 171 to 2027 code for a protein of 618 amino acids. Gene Ontology annotation, molecular function: RNA polymerase II cis-regulatory region sequence-specific DNA binding; DNA-binding transcription factor activity, RNA polymerase II-specific. The record is from RefSeq and is a predicted model, not a curated record. The transcript is spliced from 15 exons.